CGAAAACCAGAGUCUGAAGAAGAAGCUGUGGAUAAGACCUUGAAGGUUUUACUGGGACAUUUCCAGCGAGCUCUUUUUUCUGAAAAACCAAAACUCUCAGCAAAAUCGAACUGAAAAUGGAAGUGGGUAUGUCUUUAAACGCAGUGGUUCGGCUUCCACUAUCGAAUUCAAGAACCCAUGAAGACGGUUUGGUCAGGCACUCACUGGUGUCCUCAAAAACGACCCAGAAAGCUUGUAAGCAAAGCGAUGGCCAAGCACUGGUGAUUGAAGCAAAGGGAAAAAAGGGAAUGCAAGAUCGUCAGUUCCAGAGGCGUCAACCUCCUCCCAUGCCCAAGAUUGAAGACGAUGGCAACCCACGUUUCGUUGUGUUUAUUCGAAUGGCCAAUGUUUACCUAUGGUACCCACUUAGUGUGAUCUCUGGUGGAACCACGGCAAAAAUCAUGCUUGCAGCGAAAGAUAAUUUUCUGGGGAAAUAUAUAUACAAAGAUACACUUGCUAGAAAUCUUGCAGCAGUUAUUUACCGAGAUGAGAAGGAAAUACAGAAGACGGCGUUCAAGCAGUAUCGUGUAUUGCGGUCAGCGACUGAGUUUAGAUAUGGCUACAAGAUUGUGGAAAAUGGUAAUAUGAGAGCAGCACUUUCAACGUCAGAUGUAAUCGAGCUUCCAACACCAGACCAGCUUAGAACCACUCUUGAUAAAGUGAAAGAUUUUUUUGGGGAAGCAAAGGAAUCUUUUGGCAAGCUGACGGCUAUAAGUUCAUCCGAGUCUGAGGAAUCAGAACAAAAAAUUGAAAAACCCAAGGAAAAGGUUAAACGUUGAAGAGAAGAAGCAAUCACUCGGCCUGUUGCAGUGGAAGAUAGAGAAGCCUAAUCUGCUGCAUAGAGAUUUCCUUAAAAGGUGGUUUAGGAUUCUACACACGGUUUUGUUCAUAGUUCUGUGUUCAUCUCAGAAAUUUAUGUUAUUUUCCAAUAACAUCUAAUACAAAUUUAGCCCUGUUCCAUACUUGUAUUUUUUCACAAUCUCUUGAAAGCUGAAUUUAAGCAAAAACGCUUUAACCAAGAUUCAUGGAACACCUUUUGUAGUC
Rosa rugosa (rugosa rose) is the source of this 1083-nucleotide messenger RNA. RefSeq names its product protein HHL1, chloroplastic. The transcript is spliced from 6 exons. The record is from RefSeq and is a predicted model, not a curated record. Bases 117 to 818 code for a protein of 233 amino acids. NCBI's taxonomy places the organism in Eukaryota, Viridiplantae, Streptophyta, Magnoliopsida, Rosales, Rosaceae.